Messenger RNA from Angiostrongylus costaricensis, 1449 nucleotides. The record is from the annotation of a GenBank genome assembly. NCBI's taxonomy places the organism in Eukaryota, Metazoa, Nematoda, Chromadorea, Rhabditida, Metastrongylidae.
AUGGGCAAAAGAAAGGGCGAAUCGUGCGAAGCAAUUUUUGAUGAUAUGAAAAGGACGUCCAAUGAACUGCACUUGCUUCGAGAGGCUGUGAAAAAAUCUGUCAUAGAAGCGUGUAUCGAAAAUUUCGUUGAUAGGCAGGAAAUACUACACUCCAAAAUUCUUCGUGCUGGAGUUGAAACCUCGACUGAGGAAGUGCAACGAUGGAAAAAGGAAAUCGAGGCUCUCGAUCACAAGAUUAAGCAGUCGUCUGCAGAACUAGCAGAUUUGCAAGAAGGAGAUCUGGUUGAUUAUUCUUGUGUGGACUGGUCGAUGAUCUCAGCUAUUGAUUUCAAUGGAACUCGAUCUGCUGCAGCGCUGGAGUGCAAAUGGUUGAACGAACGGAGUCAAUGGAAUAACGGGCCGUGGACGGAACAGGAGAUGGAGCGGCUUAAGCAACUUCGUGAAAACGAGACCCUUACAUCGUGGACUGAAACAAACGAUUGGACGGAUGAGGAAGAUGAGCGGCUGGUUCUUGGAGGGAAUGUGCUGGGAAGAGGAGGGUGGGAAGAAUUCGCGGAGAUUUUGCCAAGACAAAAGCCGGAAGGCGUUCGAAUGCCAUACCGACGUUUAUUGUCAAUAAUUUUAAAACUUCGUUCUGAGAAGCGUUCUCGUUUUAUUUGUAAAAUAUCUUCGGCUGCCGUAGCCGCAUAUAAAACUAGACGUGACGUGAUGCUCCAAAAACUUACUUUUGGUGGGAUCCAGAGAAGACGCUACCGAGAUGCAAAACAGCGAACUGAAAAAAAGAAGAACGCUACAAGAUCUAAUACGCUUUCCCAUCAGCGUGUGGGAGCAGCCAACAGUUUCAAACACUUCGUACCCCCUCCACCAAGAACAACAUUGCCGCUCACAUUCACCACCACGUCCGCUUAUCGUAUCUUCGAGAGGGCUCGCCCAUCGUUGACGGAGCGUGCUUUAUGUUAUUUUCCUCCUCGUAGUGAAAAUCAAAUAGACACUGAUGCUUUUGGGAUGCCGAAUGGCAACACGCGUAAAUUUACGGCGUACGAUCGACUGAAUAUCGAACUACACCCUAGCAUUUUAGGAGACCAUAACUAUCUCAAACUGAAGGCCCAAGUGCGUUGUCUUCUUCUUGAACCCAUGCGUCUGGCAUUUGCAAUAGAUCCACCUGAUGCUCGAAAGGAUCUCAUGCGGAUGGUAAUAGAUGAAGAGGAGUUACUUUAUGAGGAAGAAGAGUUAGGUGAUGUGGGAAAUGAAAUGGAAAUUACUUCUACCGAACAAUGCAGACCUAUCGAUUGUGAGGAGUCGGCCGACGAUGCCCUCACCAAAACAAUAGAAACGCCACAUCAAAAGAAAACCUUAAUGUAUAUGAAGGAGAAAUUUUACCUUCUAGUUCAACGAAGAGAAUCCGGUUGGCAUUACCUGAUGGGAGUUCUCCUCUUGACAACAGUUUGA